Messenger RNA from Cololabis saira (Pacific saury), 1804 nucleotides. Its product is annotated as flavin-containing monooxygenase 5-like. The transcript is spliced from 9 exons. The coding region runs from base 1 to 1665 and encodes 554 amino acids. Gene Ontology annotation, molecular function: flavin adenine dinucleotide binding; NADP binding; N,N-dimethylaniline monooxygenase activity. The record is from RefSeq and is a predicted model, not a curated record. NCBI's taxonomy places the organism in Eukaryota, Metazoa, Chordata, Actinopteri, Beloniformes, Belonidae.
AUGGUUCAGAGCGUGGCGGUGAUCGGUGCGGGUCCCUCUGGCCUGACCUCCAUCAAAGCCUGUUUGAAUGAAGGUCUGGACCCUACAUGCUUUGAGAGCAGCCACGACAUAGGAGGACUGUGGAGAUUUAAGGAGAAGCCGGAGCCUGGGCGAGCCAACAUUUAUCAAUCAGUGAUCAUCAACAGCUCCAAAGAGAUGAUGACUUUCAGUGACUUCCCGCCUCCGGCUGAGCUUCCCAACAACAUGCACCAUUCUGAGGUCAUGCUGUACAUGCGCCUCUACGCUCAAGCCUUUGAAUUACUGCAGCACAUACACUUCCAGACGACAGUGGUCAGUGUGCGGCAGAGGCCGGAUUUCGCCGUGACAGGACGGUGGGAUGUGGAGACGGAGAAGGCAGAUGGCCAGAGGGAGGCGCAUGUUUUUGAUGCAGUUGUGGUUUGUACCGGACAUUACACCCACCCUCACCUGCCACUCAGUGACUUCCCAGGUAUUCACAACUUCAAAGGCAAAUAUUUCCACAGCUGGGAAUAUCGCAACGCCGAGGGGCUGCAGGGGAAACGAGUGGUGGUGAUUGGAAUUGGGAACUCCGGAGGUGACAUUGCUGUGGACAUCAGUAGAGUUGCUGAGCGGGUUUACCUCAGUACCAGGAGUGGAGCGUGGGUCGUCGGCCGGGUGGGACAGGGCGGGCUCCCAGCUGACAUCAUUUGGGGUUCUAGACUUAAUUUUAUUAUCCAAAACCUGUUUCCCACAUGGAGCAAGAGGAUAACGGAGAAGAAGCUGAAUGAAGCAUUUGACCACAAACUAUAUGGCCUGAAACCAAAACACGGUUUUUGGGAACAGAUUCCUCUCGUGAAUGAUGACCUGCCAGCUCGGAUCAUCUCAGGCCGCAUUCAGGUGAAACCAAACGUGAAGGAGAUCCAACAGACCAACAUAGUCUUUGUUGAUGGAAGCAUCAUAGACGAGGUGGAUGUAGUUGUGUUUGCCACAGGUUACAACUACAGUUUUCCUUUCCUGCCGCCUGAUCUUCAAGCCAAAAGUGGCUACAGGCUGCGUCUCUACAAGAAUGUGUUCCCUCCCACUCUGAGCCGACCAACACUGGCAGUAGUCGGCUUCAUCCACGGCCUCGGAGCAAUCAACCCUAUGGCUGAGAUUCAGGCGCGCUGGGCUGCAAGAGUGUUCAAAGGCUUAAUUGCCCUCCCAGCAGAGAAGAUCAUGAUAAAGGAAAUUGAGAAAGACACAACCAUCAUGGACCAGAGGUUUGCAUGCUCGGAGCGUAACCCUAUACAAGUGAACACCAUCUCCUACAUGGACUCCCUUGCUGAGGAGCUGGGGGCUAAGCCAAAUAUCCCGUUGCUCUUCCUUAAAGAUCCCAAGCUGGCCCUGCAGGUCCUUGUGGGUCCCUGCACUCCGUACCAGUACCGCCUGAGGGGACCGGGCCGGUGGGCUGGAGCCCGGCAAGCUAUACUCACUCAACAACAGCGCGUAGUUCAACCUUUCAGGACGAGAUCUGUACCACAAGAAGAAGCUAGAACCUCUUCUAGUCUGAGCAGCAUUAUGGCUUUUGCAGGGGUUGCCCUGUUGUGCUGCUUCUUUUACAGCAAGGACGUUUGGUCCUCUUCCCUCAUUAGCAAGCUCUCCUCUGUAGGCAGCAGGCUUAAUGAAUAAGGUACAGGAAUUAGGUGGUUUUAGAAGGUGCUAACUGGAAGACUUUAAUGGCAGUUUACUGAAAAGAAAAUGUGGUAUUUCAUCACUGAAAUAAAUUAACUUGGGAUUUGACUCUCAGGACGAUUAAACAAGUGACAUU